AUGCUGGGGCACAUUCAUAUUGCGACACUCUGCUGGACUCUCUUCAUGGAAGGUUGGAAUGACGGUUCGACGGGGCCAUUGCUUCCAAGGAUCCAGAGGGUGUAUAAUGUUAGUUAUAUUGUUGUUUCCCUGCUCUUUGUGGCAGGCUGUGUGGGAAUUAUGAUCGGAGGAGCUGCAUGCAUCUUUUUGACAGCUAGGAUGGGUUUUGGGAAGGUUGGCUCUUUAGUUCAGGCUACGGCGUACUGUAUCCAAAGCCCUGCUCCGCCCUUCGUCGUAUUUGCCCUAGCCUUUGGCCUCAGCGGCUUCGGUAUGGCACUACAAGACGGCCAAGCCAACGGAUAUGUCGCCGGCGUGAAAAAUUCCUCGACCAAAUUAGGGUUCAUACACUGCGCAUAUGGUGAACGUCCACCUUCCAACGCGCACUCUGAUUAUCGAUCUAAUGUAUUUACAUAUCUUGCAGGUGCAGGGGCUUUGGUUGCCCCUUUAGCUUCUACUCAAUUCGCUCAGCUCGAGCAUUGGUCAUUCCAGUAUUUGAUCUCCUUGAGUUUAUGCCUCCUCAACACCGUGCUCCUCAUCGCUGUCUUCCGCUUCAAGUCGCAGGAUGAAUGCUUCAAGUCGAUCGGAGAAGCCGUCGGAGAGCAUGGAACCAGCAAAGAUAAUACAUACAAACAGAUAUUCAAGCAGAAGGCUGUCCACCUUCUUUCAUUGUUCAUUCUCGCUUAUGUUGGCGUUGAAGUGACCAUUGGAGGCUGGAUCGUGACCUAUAUCAUAAGAUUCAGAGAUGGAGGCCCCUCCUCGGGCUACAUCUCUUCCGGAUUUUUUGGGGGUCUUGCUCUGGGUCGUAUCGCUCUGCUAUGGGUGAACCAGAAGCUCGGACAGCGCCUUGCUGUCCUCAUAUACAUGCUCUUGGCCAUCGGACUGGAACUCAUUGUCUGGCUCGUCCCUUCCCUGAUCUCCGGCGCUGUCGCCAUCUCUCUCACAGGAUUCUUCAUGGGUCCUAUCUACCCCAUCGUCAUGAACGAGACGGCUCGCAUCCUUCCCAGAUGGCUCCUCACCGGCUCUAUUAGCUGGAUUGCCGCAUUUGGUACUACAGGCGCCGCCGCUUUACCUUUCAUCGCCGGAGCCCUGGCGCAGGAGAAAGGUAUCUGGACCCUGCAGCCCUUGCUGCUUGCGAUGAUGGCGGUCAUGGUCUCCUUAUGGCUGAUCAUCCCCAAAGAGCGUGUCAGCGAUCACGCAGAGUGA
Heterobasidion irregulare TC 32-1 is the source of this 1242-nucleotide messenger RNA. RefSeq lists its product as uncharacterized. Lineage: Eukaryota; Fungi; Basidiomycota; Agaricomycetes; Russulales; Bondarzewiaceae. The transcript is spliced from 11 exons. Gene Ontology annotation, molecular function: transmembrane transporter activity. The record is from RefSeq and is a predicted model, not a curated record. Bases 1 to 1242 code for a protein of 413 amino acids. Gene Ontology annotation, cellular component: membrane.